UUAUUUCCGGGUAAAGCCUUUUACUUGCCUGUCAUCCUCUCACUCUCAGUGGCUAACUGACUUGCCGUGCAGCCUUGAGGCUAGGUGUAAAGCAACGACUGGUCGUUCUGAAGUUUGAGUAACAGCCCAGUGAUUUUAUCCAAUAAAUGUAAACUCCGUCUCCGUCAGUCGCACAUCCUAAACCUAAAACCCUAGCGGGAAAUAUUGCUUUCUUAUUCCACAAACACAAAGAAGGGUUUUCUUUUUGGCGGUGAAUCUGACGACCGCGGGAUCCCGGUGACAAAGCCCUAAUCUUCAUUCAUCCGAAACCGCCAUCGAGAAUCAGGUUCAAUUUGAACUUCUCGAUUCUCUCCGUUCCUUUGCUUCUGAAAGCGAUUGCAUUGGGCGAAGGUUUCUCAGUACCAGUAGCGUCUUUGUUGUUUCAGGUUCUAAUGGCUGCCAACAACAGCCCUCUCCCCGAUGGUGUGACCAAAGAACAGGCCUUUGGCAUGGCUGAGACUGAGAUGGAAUACAGAGUGGAGUUGUUCAAUAGGCUUUCACAGACAUGCUUCAGUAAGUGUGUUGACAAAAGGUACAAGGAGUCUGAGCUGAACAUGGGCGAGAAUAGCUGCAUUGAUCGCUGUGUUUCAAAGUAUUGGCUGGUGAACGGACUUGUUGGUCAGAUGCUAAGUGCUGGUGGUCAGCGUCCCAUGUGAAAUGCCAGAGCUUAGCUUGAUAUCUCUGGGCCUUGGAAUUCUGCGAGGACACCAAACCAUUUAUGUGUUUUUUUUUUUUUUUUAAUCUUGUUCCGGAUGUAUUCACUGUAAGAACUAGCGUUACUCUGCAAAGAAUUCUUAUAGCUAUUUUCUGCCUAUAGUGAAUAGGGAAGCCAUUUUUGGGCUGAUCUUGUUCCAGGCAUGAUGUGAUUGUGGGUUGUGGUUAUCACAUAGUGCCCUGCCCCUGGUGGAUUGUCAUAAUAAGAUCCUACUGAUUCA
This is a messenger RNA of Linum trigynum, 974 nucleotides long. The record is from the annotation of a GenBank genome assembly. Lineage: Eukaryota; Viridiplantae; Streptophyta; Magnoliopsida; Malpighiales; Linaceae.